Molecule: messenger RNA, 1230 nt
Organism: Aspergillus calidoustus
Lineage: Eukaryota; Fungi; Ascomycota; Eurotiomycetes; Eurotiales; Aspergillaceae
Source: the annotation of a GenBank genome assembly
AUGCCCACGCGUCGCACGCACCGCAAGUCGAGACAUGGUUGCAAGGCCUGCAAGCAGCGCCGAGUCAAGUGCGACGAAGUAAGGCCCGUCUGCUCCAACUGCAGCCAGCGUGACGAAACAUGCGAAUAUGUCGCUGAAUCGUCUCUCAUCUGGGCGGCAGACGAGCCCGCGCGACCGCGGAGCCGGCGGCGCAACAAGCCUUCCAGAGAAAGCACCGUCGACGCGUCGCCGAGUCCCAACGCGCCAUUCUGGCUGUUGGGAGGGUUCGCCGAUGGAUCAACGCCGUCGACAUCGACGGCAACGUCAACCGCAGUCCCGACCGUCGACCUGACGCAGAUGCGACUACUGGUCAACUGGCAGAACGAGACAUGUCAGUUCUUCUCGCGCGACACAGACACCCGCAUCGUCUGGCAGCUGCACCUCGUCGAUGAAGCGCUCAAAUCGCCCUCGCUCAUGCAUGGUAUUCUCGCCGUGUCGGCCUUGCACUUUGCGCUCUCCGAGGCUCCCUCCGAGCAGCCGUUCUGGCUCGAACUGGCCACAGCGCACAAAGGUCAGGCGCUGCAUGCGCUCCGAGAGGGCAUUCGGCAGGUCACGCCAGAGAACUCGAGAACGCUGAUGGGGCUCUCAGCCCUCGUUGUCGCCUACGCCUUUGGCUCCGCCCUGACGGCCGUCUCCGAAAGCGAGAAACCAGGUCUCGCCGCCCUGAACAACGUGUUUGUCCUGUGUCGCGGCGUGCAGCAGAUCACGAGCAAGGCGCAUUCCUUCUUGUGCACCAGCAACUUUGCGCCACUCUUCACACCAGGCGAUCCCCCCGUCCAAAUCCCUGACCACGUCCAGCGCUCGCUCGACCAUCUCGACCGACUGAACACGGACUGCCUCCACGCAGGCGCACACGACGCAGCGACCUAUACCCGCGUCAUUUCGGCCCUGCGUGGCCUAUCUGCGCACGCCUUUGCGCAGCCGAACUCCAUGACGCUUCCGGCGGGAUGGGCGAUUCGCGUGUCACCGGAGUAUCUAGAGUAUCUGCAGGCGAAAGCGCCGCUAGCGCUUGUGGUCCAUGCGCACUACUGUGUGUUUCUGCAUAUGGCGCGCUGGAAUCCAUUCUUGCAACUGUGGGGAAGGGCGGUUUUGGAGGAUGUGCUUCAGCUUUUGGAUCCCAGCUGGAUGGUGCAUGUUGAGUGGCCGAUUCGGGAGGUCUUGGGAGAGGGAUAUCAGAGCGCGGCUAUAUAA